This is a messenger RNA of Fundulus heteroclitus (mummichog), 5265 nucleotides long. RefSeq names its product NIMA-related kinase 7 (gene nek7). Lineage: Eukaryota; Metazoa; Chordata; Actinopteri; Cyprinodontiformes; Fundulidae. Gene Ontology annotation, biological process: protein phosphorylation. Gene Ontology annotation, molecular function: ATP binding; protein kinase activity. Bases 343 to 1254 code for a protein of 303 amino acids. The transcript has 10 exons. The record is from RefSeq and is a predicted model, not a curated record.
GCGGUGUUUACAUUAGCGGUUGACGCCGAGCUGAUGAAGGAGGGGGCGGGGGGCCUCCUGGCUGAAAACACGUCUUCUCAACUGACUCCGCGGCGCGGCUCUGUCUGUGUGGGGGAAGAAGAAAAAAAAAGUUUUUUUUAAUGUUGGACAGGCAAAGUGCCACGCAAUAACAGAGUCCCACGGAGUUUGACUGGUUCGUUGCGACCUUGGACAGAAGGGGAGAAAGUCACGACGAAGCCGAGCGCCAUAAUAACCAUCGGAGGAAACUGUUAACGUGUAGGAGGAAUAGCUUAGCAACAGAGCCCCACUUCCUGAGGUGUACGGGAUCAAGCUCCUAACACCAUGGAUAUGGAUAUGCACCCACAAGGACAGAAAGAAGGCAUGCCAGUAUUUCAAAAUCAGAAACCUCUGCAGCCAGACAUGGGCCACAAUACUUUGGCUAACUUCCAGAUUGAGAAGAAGAUCGGACGUGGCCAGUUCAGUGAGGUGUACCGAGCCAGGUACCUGUUAGACAACACGUCGGUGGCCUUAAAGAAAGUCCAGAUAUUCGAAUUGAUGGAUGCCAAAGCUCGGCAAGAUUGCAUCAAAGAGAUAGAUCUCCUUAAGCAAUUGAAUCACCCCAAUGUGAUAAAGUACCACGCAUCUUUUAUUGAGGACAAUGAGCUGAACAUAGUUCUGGAGUUAGCUGAUGCUGGGGAUCUCUCCCGUAUGAUCAAGCACUUUAAGAAGCAGAAGAGGCUCAUCCCAGAGAGAACGGUUUGGAAGUACUUCGUCCAGCUCUGCAGUGCGCUCGAGCACAUGCACUCCCGAAGAAUCAUGCACAGAGAUAUCAAGCCAGCCAAUGUGUUCAUCACAGCUACCGGUGUGGUUAAGCUGGGAGACUUGGGACUGGGAAGAUUCUUCAGCUCCAAAACAACUGCUGCUCACUCGCUUGUGGGUACCCCUUACUACAUGUCACCAGAGAGGAUACAUGAAAACGGCUACAACUUCAAAUCUGACAUCUGGUCGCUGGGAUGCCUCCUCUACGAGAUGGCAGCCUUACAGAGUCCUUUCUAUGGGGAUAAGAUGAACCUCUACUCGCUUUGCAAGAAGAUAGAGCAGUGUGACUACCCCCCUCUUCCUUCAGAUCACUACUCAGAAGAGCUGAGGAACCUAGUAGUUAUGUGCAUCAUCCCCGACCCGGAGAACAGGCCGGACAUCGGCUACGUGUACGACAUCGCCAAACACAUGCAGAAGGUCACACAGGGCUGCUAAGCCCCGUGUUGCGCACAAACAUACGACACCCUGCAGAACUCCUCCACACUUCCACUCCUGCCUUUUAUGCUGGACUCCAAACACGACUUUUGCCCAUUACACCAAAAAAAAAAAAAAGGAAAAAAAAAAAAAUCACUCCAAAGAAUAACUGCUGGUGCUAUCUGGUACAUGAAGCAGAGUUUUACUGUCAGGGUAAAGUUUAUAAAAACAACAAAGGAACCCAGAUUUAGUGAUAAAGAUAUUCUUCUUAGGUAGAUUUUCAAUUUUAGCAUUUAAAUUGUGCCUUUUUUUUUUUUUUUUUGAACGUUAAAAACUUGUCUCAGCUUGUGUUUGCUGGCAUCCAUCCUGCAGCUGUGACAAUCAUUUACCUCAGUCAGUGACUUUAGUUGGUAGAAACGGUGACUUUUCAGACCCCUUUAACAACUUCUCUGAUGUUUUUAGUAAUUUCCAACUUUUUGGACAGUAUUGCACCUGAAAGAAAGUAAAUGUUCUCCUAUGUAGGCUCCAGCCUUCUUUGUUAGAAAAUGUGCCAUGCACAAGUUCUCUCUUUUCACCUUUUUGUCACAUUAUAGCUACAAGCUUUAAGGUACUUCAUUGGGAUUUUAUGCGAUUAUUUGAAGGGUUUCCCCCAGAAAAUGGGGUUUAUCCUGGCUGUAGUUUUUAUAGUGGCUUGCGGUAGGUGCGGCGGAACCAUGGAGUUGGUGCGGGGAUGGAUGCACGUCUCAGUCAUUGAGUCCUGAAUUGCCUGCUGGCGGUAGUUAGAGGGCCAGAUGGUGCUGAUGUAUAUCAGAUACUAACAUAGCUCACCACCAUCAUAGGUGAAUGACUGACUGUAGUGUAAAGUGCUUUGGGGUCGUUGGACUAGUUAAAGCGCUGUACAAGUAAAAGCCAUUUACCAUCAACAGCUAGCGUUGCCUUAUGUUGACCAGGAGGUUUUCUCCCAGACGGGAACUUCACUGACCAUUUUAUGUUGCCCUCAAACAUCGAGACAUUUAAAAUAAACAAAUGACGCUUAGCCUGGCAGGGGUUUCCCCCACCGUAUUAUAAUACGGUGAAAGUAGAAGGAAAAAGAUGCACUGUUCAAUAAUUAUGCCUUACGUUUAUGUUUGUAUGUUGCAUAAAGUCCCAAUAAGACCAAUAAAACGUUAAAGUUGGUAGUUAUAACCUGCCAAAAUGUGAAAAAGUUCAAAGUAUAUGAAUACUGUAAAUAUUUGAAGCCCAGGAAGAUUACAGGACAACCUUAACUAAAGGCCAAUACGUACUGUCCAAAAGCAGAAAAGUCUGCUCUUUUACCUGAGAUGGCGAGGACAGCCGUCUUCCUGGCCAGAGCAUACCAUACUUCACAAGUUCUCAAGUGCACCACUCUUGGAAAGUCCUUAUUGGUCUCUUUCUUGCAACAUUUGUACAUAAGGGUUGUCAGGAACCACGUCAGAACAAGGUUCUGACCAGCAGAUGUCAGAAACAAGCUGCAUGAACCUCCAAACAAAGGCCUACAGACAGAGAAAAUGUCAGUUCUAGUAUAAAGAGGCCUUUUCUACUCUCAAAUAUAUAGAAAAUAGAAAUGUUGUUUACAAUUAUGUAAAUUUACUAAUUGGAGAUGGUGAUGUGCUCAAGAGUUGGUCAGGAAAAAUAUAUAGUGAAAAAUUGAGUGUGUUCAAAAAAAAAUUCGAUGCUUCAGCGUGGAAAAAGAAAAACAGUAAAAACUCUUAAAACUCUAGUGGAGAUUUGUUUUCACUGAGUGACAGCAGCAAAUCUGAAACAAAGCAGAGCAAUUGAUGGUUGAUAUGUUGUUGUGUUGCACUUUUUUUACCCUGGCAAAGCAAGGCUGGCAGGGUUAUGUCAAAUGAAUGUAUUAGAAAAGGAAGAAUCAUUUACAGGGUAGACUAGAGACGUGCUUGGGGGAGAACAUGGGCAAAUGUCUCCACAACACUUUGAAUGUUAGUCAUUUUGACACCUUUGUGUUGUCUGAAAACUUCACAAUGUCUCUUUUGACAGCCCCCAUAGUCGCGGAAGCUGUAACAAAAGCAGUUUUAUAUCUGCUGUUUACCCUUCCCGUGACACCAUGUUUUCUUCUUAGCUCAGCUCCAGCGAGGUACAAAGUGUCACGUUGUUCUGGGUCUGUAAAAGUCACACAAAGAAAACGUUUAGAGCGUGAAAUAAAGCGCUGUCCUUCCUACAGGGUCCAGCAGACACAUCCAAACCCCCCGUUCAGGUGGUCAAACUCCAGGCAGCCUUGUUUAUGUUGCAGUGAACAUCUCUCUUAUGCUACAAAUAAGAGAUCAAUGUCAAGCCGUCCAUGCUAGGAAAACUGUGUUCAGUGAAAAUCUAAAUACAAAGAAAAUGAUAAUCAUCGCCCUAACUUGGGAAAAGUAUGUUAUUGAACGCAUAUAAAUGCCCGUUUAACGGAGGGAAAAAGCCAUGAUGAGAUAAUGUUGUUUACUAUACAUAACAAAGAAGAACCAAGUUGUUGGGAUGGAUUAUUGAUUAGUAUAUAUGUUUUUUUUUUUGAGUAAAACGGUUUACACCAGUAUUUUAUGAUAAACCAGCACUGACUGUAACUGGUUUACAUUUCAAUAAUGAAACCAUUCUGAAGGUAAAUAUGUCGUGAUUAAUAACACAAUUUAACCUUGUCAAAUAACCUGUUAUACCCCUGUUAUUGUUUUUUUUUUUCUGAACUUCUAAAACUUCAUAUGUGUGUUAUAUUCAGAAUCAAAGCUUGCAUGAGGCAAGAAACUAAGGUUUGGUUAACAAAAUAUGUUGAUGUGUUGAUGGUUACAGAAAUACAGAGAUUUACAACAAAUAAAGUGUUUAUUGUUGUUUUGCAAGCUUAUAUAUUCCUUUGGAUUUAGGCUCUAAACUGUUCCUCCCCUCAGCCACAGUCCUGAUCGUGUUUUAUCUACUAGCUUUGGGAAAGCGCCAAAACAUUUCAGUAUUCUCUAGUAAUUUGUCUGGGAGUUGUUGCUUUGAAGUAACCUCUUUGAAAUUAUAGUUUUUAUGGUUAUUUUUAUUUUAAUUUGGCAUAUCAGCAUUGAAACAAACCUACUAAAGCUGAUUCUGCAGUGCCUUCAGAAGGCAAGCUUAGAUAUUUUUCAGGAGGCACAAUUAAUUAAAUCACUUCCUGUAUGUAAAUUUACCUAAAAGUGCUUUUACUUUGAAACAGAACAUUGUAUUUAUAGGAAAAUAAACUCUACCUUUGCAGCUAUUGCCUAAACAAGUGGAGUUUUUUUUUUUUUUACCCUUACAAAGAAGUUUAAAAACACUGAGAACUAAGUUGCUUUAAGGAUUUUUUGGCUUAUCUUGAUAUUUUUAUCUGUAACUGUUGCCUAACUCUGCCUUUUAGCUUCUCUCCGUUUUCCUCUGCAUGCCCACUGAAGUUGAUAUCGAAGAGUCCAGAAAGUAAAACUAAAAACAUUGGCGAUAUUUAUUGUCUUCGCUUUAGUUGCUUUUUCAACAUUUCUUGUGCAAAUGAAAUACACAUAUCACCAACACGUUGUAUGCAAAUUAAAACAAAUAAAGCUUUAACUUUUUUGUGGACAUUGAGCUGAGUGAAGCGGUUUUUUGUUGUUCUAACAUACAUUUAUCUUUUACCUGCCUGUAUAACAUCAUCUAACAGUAUUAAAGGACAGAAAGUAUAAUGUUUAUCUCUAAAAACAGCUCUAGCCUAUUCAGAGUUACUGUUAUGCUCUGGUAAGGACAAUUGGGAUUCAAAAAAUAAGAUUUAUUUCCCUUAUUAAGGUAUACAGUUUAUUAUUCCACUGAGAUCAACUUCAGGGAAACAUUUGCAGCAUCACUAAUCAAAUUUAAAGUGUUGUUUGUUAUUGGGGGGAUACUAAAGCAACUCCAAAGAAGUAUUUUAGUCAAUAUAGUUCUCUGUGAUAAAUGCACGGCCUCCAUAUUCAUUAUUACACCACCUUCUAAUCUUGCACAGCCCUGCAGGGAUGCAGUAACAGUUGUUAUGAAAAAAAUAUCACUGUUUUGUUAUGUUACUUUAUUAAAGUAUACCACAGUGUG